This is a messenger RNA of Athalia rosae (coleseed sawfly), 3341 nucleotides long. It is a transcript of the gene psidin, whose product is annotated as N-alpha-acetyltransferase 25, NatB auxiliary subunit. Gene Ontology annotation, biological process: N-terminal peptidyl-methionine acetylation. Gene Ontology annotation, molecular function: protein binding; protein-N-terminal amino-acid acetyltransferase activity. NCBI's taxonomy places the organism in Eukaryota, Metazoa, Arthropoda, Insecta, Hymenoptera, Athaliidae. The coding region runs from base 149 to 2854 and encodes 901 amino acids. The record is from RefSeq and is a predicted model, not a curated record. Gene Ontology annotation, cellular component: cytoplasm; NatB complex. The transcript is spliced from 10 exons.
UACAGAUUACAGCGAUACUUGUGGCUGGUAGACAGAACUGAAGGCAUGAAAGGACCGAAGGAACCUCCACAGCUGUAUCCAGAUUUCACCACGUUCGAAACAGGGUUUGUGGCACGUUCGUGGUUUGAAAUAACAACAAAAAAGUGUCAUGGCUUCCAAAGCCCAUGUGGACAGCACGGUGAACGAACGCCGACUGAGGCCGAUUUACGACUGGCUAGAUAAUGGAAAUAAUAAAAAGGCUCUUCAAGAGGCUGAAAAAGUCCUCAGAAAACAACCGAGCAAUCAAUGUGCCAGAGUACUCAAAGCACUGGCCCUCCUCCGCCUAGGCAAGGAAGAUGAUUGUCAGAUGAUUAUGGAAAAGGUGAGAGCAGAGAUUCCCUGUGAUGACUCCACUCUACAGGCCAUGAGUAUCUGUUAUCGGGAAAUCCAUCAACCGGAUAAAAUCAGUGAAUUAUAUGAGGCAGCAGCUAAAGCAGACCCAACCAAUGAAGAGCUCCUUACCCAUCUAUUUAUGUCAUACGUACGACUAUGUGAUUUUAAAAAACAACAACAAACGGCUGUAGCUCUCUACAAAUUGAAGCCUAGGAAUCCAUACUACUUUUGGGCCGUCAUGAGUGUUGUUAUGCAGGCCAUGCAAGCUGAUGAAAGGCUAGCCAAAGGGGUUGUGCUCCCACUUGCAGAGAGGAUGAUUUUGAAAAUGGUGAAUGAGGGAAAAAUUGAGGCCGAGCAAGAAGUUCACUUGUACCUUAUGGUGUUAGAGUUACAAGGCAAAGAGGAGGAAAUUAUGGAAGUGCUAUCGGGACCCCUUGCUUUUCGCCUGUCUUCUUUACCUCAGCGAAGAGCUAUGCUUCUCUUGCAGUUGAAGCGAUACUCAGAAGCAGCUAGUACUUUUAAAGAAUUAAUUGAGGGAGACAUUGACAACUGGGCUUACCACCGAGACUAUUUAGUAGCUGCUGUGAAAUCAGAGGCACCUCAAAAGUGUUUAGAAUUCUUGAAUGAAAUAGUUUCGGGGAAAGGCAAGAAGGCCAGAGCACCUCGACUAGCUCGUUUUGAAUUGCUAAAACACGCACGUCUAUUGAAAAUCGAGCUGGACUCGUAUGAUCCACUGGAACUGAUGCGCCAAUAUUUCACACAAUUUGGAGAAAAAGGCUGUGUUGUUAGGGACUUGGAGUUAUACUUACAUCUUCUAGAAUCCGACAAAAGGCUAAAUCUGAUCAAAAUGCUAGAACAAGAUGUAGGUGUUGAAGUUGAUGGUUAUCCUUCUACGCUUACUCAGAUGCAGAGGCAUAUUCAUUUAGAACAACUACGGCGUAUAUGUGGCCUUUAUCAUUCUCCUCAUACAAGUCUGGAAGCACGUAUCAGUUUGGCGGAUCGCCUUUGUGUUCUCUAUGAAAAGGGGAAUGAUUUGUGUCCUACUAGUGACCGAUUACCAACAGAUUUCUGUCCUGCUGAUGCAUAUGCUCUUUUGGCCACACACUUGUUUCAUCAACUCUGGGUGGAAACGCAAGAGGCAUCCUAUUUGUACAGGGCAAUGGCGAUACUAGAGCGGAGUCUGGUAUUUAGUCCAUCAAAUUUUCAUACAAAGAUUUUAUUGGUGCGAGUUUAUCUGGAAGCUGGUCUCAUUGGCGCAGCUCAUUAUACGUUUACAUUACUGGAUGCCAAACACAUUCAGUUGGAUUCAUUAGGGCACCUACACGCCCCACUCCUCGCGUGCUUAGGGCAUUUGUCACAAGCAUCUUCAACCCUUGAUCAUGCUGCGAAAUUCUUUGUGACUAAUUAUAAAGAUAGCGCGGAUCACUUGACGUUUGCCUACAAAUACGGGAGCUUUGUAAAAAUUCAGGAAUUCGUUGAACUGAGAAAGCGUUUGGACAACUCGUUGCACUUUGCAAUGACAACAGUGGACAAAAUGUUGCUUGAACUUAGUUGGUGCGAUAGUCCUACCAUUCUCUCCGCCAUGCUUGCUUCCAUGCGAAUACAACCUCAACAAGAUUCUAUCAGAUGGAACCUUAUCAGAGAUAAUAGAGAUCUUGAGGUGGUCAUCGGUUGGGAGCCUCUAGGAAGUUAUCAAAAAGACCCCUAUUAUCGAGAAGAGACACGCACCUGUAUGCUACGGUUGCUUUCCGCGAGAAACCUGUUACUACGAGUAGUCGCCGCGGCUGCAGAGGUUGAGUCAUCGUCAUUGCUCACACAGCUAGCAAGCGAGCUCAGACAAUUGCAACAGGAACUGAUUCCUGAAAUAUUGAACAAUUUGAAAGACCAAGGGAGUAGCGCGCAGAGCCUGUUAGUCCCUCUUGAUGCGGUUGAACGUUUACGGGAAGCUCAUGAAUCAGAACAGUUGAAGAUAAUUGCGCAACUUGCAGACUGUCUUGCUGGUUCUGUGUCUCCUGAUUCUCAGUGCCUACAGGAACUAAACGCAACUCCCUGCCUUCGGACACUUCCAAUACCGUGUCGAACAUCUCCAGCUUCUUACAAACCAUUUUUCUUGCGUGCGGCAACUUGCGGUGAAACACUUUCUCUGUUAGGAGCCAUUUGUUGUGCCUAUAACGUAUCUCAAUCCCCGACAUCAAUCAAGAAGAACAACAAAAAGUUGGGAAAGAGAGCUCAGCUACCUCUACUCCAUCAAUUAGGAGAUGGCUGGAAAGAUGUGACGAGCUUGCUAAUGGAAAGAGCAAAUGUGUUGGACUCAGUUCUUACAAUAUUAGAGAAGGUGCAGUUGACCACAGGCCUGGACGCUAAUGAUAUGGCAGUUACAACUGUUAUGGAACGUGGCCAAGAAAGCAUCGCACAGAGUUGUAGAGAGCUCAAGUCUCGUGUUCAGCUAACUCUAAAACUUUUAAGUAGCUUGAAAAGCUGAAAACGUUAGGAAACUUCUGUACAAAAUUCAUUCAUUCGCUCGUUCACCAGUCCGAGAGUGCCAUCUUGUUAUUUAUGUACAUAAGGCUUAGCGAUUGCAAAUUAAUAUCGAUCAGAUUAUCGAUAUAAUAAAAUGAUGGCUCUCCCAAAUGUUGAUUAUACCUUGGUCACAAAUUAACACAUUAGGCACGUGCUGUUGAUGGAUAUGAUAUAUUUGUGAAUAUUUACUCAUAUUCUUAUCCUAUCGUAUUUACAUUUUUCGUUUUUUUAAUUUGACAAAACGAUAAAUAUUGACCAAAUCGGUCCUAUAAUCGUACAUACGUGUCAAAAUUUUUCCAUCAAUCACCUUGUACUAAAAUUCUAAUAAGAUUAACGCUUUUGUAUUAUACGGGUUUGAAUACUUGUUGAAAUACAAACUGCCAAUAAUAAGUGAAAAACAACUGAAUAAAUACAUCACAUAUCAAUGUGUUACGAUUCAAAUACAAAAA